This is a messenger RNA of Gadus chalcogrammus (walleye pollock), 1799 nucleotides long. RefSeq lists its product as uncharacterized. Gene Ontology annotation, biological process: chromatin remodeling. Gene Ontology annotation, cellular component: nucleus. The transcript has 3 exons. The coding region runs from base 175 to 1128 and encodes 317 amino acids. NCBI's taxonomy places the organism in Eukaryota, Metazoa, Chordata, Actinopteri, Gadiformes, Gadidae. Gene Ontology annotation, molecular function: catalytic activity. The record is from RefSeq and is a predicted model, not a curated record.
AGGAUUAAAAGACGGCUACGCCUUAUGGCCUACGUCACUAAUUAGGAUUGUUCCAAAACAAUCUAGGAGACUAAGGUUUAGUAUAAAAGAACCAACCGACCUGGUCAGUUGACCAUAAGAAGACCGAAACGAUCAACAAGACUGAGAAGACCAACAAAUACGAAUAGUUCACCAAUGAGCAAUCAAGCAAGAGGAGGAGAGACCCUGCCCGGAGGAAGCCCAGGGCCCUCGUCUGGAGCUCAAUGUACCAAACCCAAGCAGCUGACUCUGGGGACAUGGAACGUCAGGACACUGCUGGGAAGGGAGACGGAGCUUGUGAGGCAGGUGGAGCUCUACAAAUUAGAUCUGGUGGGGCUAACCGAAACGCGCAGUCUCAGAACUGGUGCCAAAACCCUGGAUAGUGGUUGGACUCUAUUCUUCUCCGGAGCCGCGCGGACCCAUGCGGGUGUGGGAAUACUCAUAAAUCCCCGGCUGAGAGCCUCGUGGUUGGAGUUUACCCCGGUGGAUGAGAGGGUCGUCUCCCUACGCCUAAGGGUGAUAGGGGGGGAAAAAACUCUGACUGUUGUUUGUGCCUAUGCACCGUGCAACGAAAAAAAGUACCCGGCUUUCUUGGAGAUCCUCAGCAAAGUCCUGAGUAAGGUUCCAGAAGGGGACUUUGUAGUUCUGCUGGGAGACUUCAACGCCCACGUGGGCAACAAGACAGACAAAUUGCCAGACGUGAUUGGGAGGCAUGGCCUCCCUAAACGAAGACCGAAUGGUACUCUGUUGUUGAAUUUCUGUGCUCGUCAUAGUUUUUCUAUAACAAACACCAUGUUUGAACAGGUGGAUCCGCAUACCUGGCACUGUGAUAAAUUUGACGAAAAAACUGGAAUUACAAAGAAAGAAACAUCGUUGAUCGAUUUCGUGAUCGUACCAUCCAGUCGGAUGUUGCAUGUUUUGGACACUCGGGUGGAGAGAGGGGCGGUACUGGAAACGGACCACUAUCUGGUGGUGAGUCAGAUCACUCUGGACGAACCUGCUGUCCCCAUCACCACCAAUCCAAAUACCAUUCCUCCAUUCACCAAAGAUGACUCAGAAGAUGACCUUGCUGGCAGUCUCAAAGUUUUAAGUUUUAAGAAAAAAAAAUAAAAAGGAAGCUGAGAGACGAAGAAGAAAAAGUAAACAGUAAAACUUUUCUUCUGACAAAUGUACUUAUUAAAAGUCACUUUGAAUGAAAACGUCUGCUAAUUGUCCUCAUUGUAAAUGUAAACUACUAAUGUAACCAAAUUGAGUUUGUUCUAUCAAGAAUAUAAACAUUUCUAGAUUUCAUACUUUACUCACGCACCUUUCUGUGAAGCACAUUCUCUUCAACAAAAUUAACCAGGGUAAACGUACAAAAAUACAAUCAUUAAAAUGAGUGCUGUCAAGCGAUUAAACCAUUUAAUCGCGAUUAUUCGCAUUAAUGUCAUAGGUAAUGCGUUAACGCCGUUAAUAACGCGUUUAACUGACAGCACUAAUUAAAAUACAAUAAAAGGUUUGAAACAUUGCACAUUUUUUUGUUUUAAAGUUGUGAAGUCUUUUAAAGCACAACAUUUUUUUCAAUAUUCUAAUACUUUGUCUAGCAUGUUCAUGACUUGUCACUUCAUGACAAUGGUGAUGGAUGAGGCCUCACACCACAAUGUAGUAUAACUACGUUGGUCCACAGCGGAAAACUCUAAAAAUGUGAUAUCUAUGUUUUUUUGGCCCAUUCUAUUCUAUAGGCCUGCAUCCACGCCAUGUGACAUGUCAAGUUUCUGUUUGCAAAAACCAACAUGUCUGAC